AUGGAUCCAUUCUCUAUACUCCCAUCACUCGUCCAGACUGAGAUCUUUGUGCAUCUCCAGUCUGAUAUCGGCGUCAAUAUCCUGCGCUGCAUCAUGGACGGCAUCUUAAAUGGAGACACCUCCGGCGACCUCCUUCGAGAUGCCUUAGGAAUCAUCUAG
Molecule: messenger RNA, 159 nt
Organism: Fusarium odoratissimum NRRL 54006
Lineage: Eukaryota; Fungi; Ascomycota; Sordariomycetes; Hypocreales; Nectriaceae
Exons: 2
Coding region: 1-159 (52 amino acids)
Source: RefSeq, a predicted model, not a curated record